AUGAUAAUUUUGUUUUUAAUCCUCCCUUUAAUUGGAACAAAAUAUUUGUAAAUUCUCAUUUUUGGUGACUUUAACCCCCUUUUAAAUUGAAAAAAAAAAUUAAAUGGUAAAUUUUAUAGCAAAAAUACUAAUUUUUAUGCCUAAUUUAAUGAGAAGUACUGUUUAAACAGUUUCUACAAUAAAUUGAUUAUAUUUUUAAUUAAAUAAAAUUAAAAAUAUAUUUUUUUUAAAUUUAACUUAAAAAAGUAAGCUCCUUUAAAUUGAAAAAUUUAAAUGGGAGAUAAUAAUUUUAUGGUUUCCUUGCUUAUUUAAAGUUGUUAUAAAUAUGAGUGGAAAUUCAGAUAGAUUUAAAUCAAACAGUGACCGCUAUUUAAUUUCAAAGCCUAACCCAUAUAUAACCAAUUUAUAGUUUUAGCUUACUUGACUGCCAAAUUCGCUUCUAUCAUCUGAGCUGGCAAAUUGAAAUAAUAAAGAUUUUUAAACUAAUUUGAUUUACCAAAAAAUAAAUUCCAGCAAAAGCCAAAGCCAUCCCUAUACUAUACUGAAGAGUCUAAUAAAAACCAAUGGCAAUCUCCUACUUCUCCUCCUGCUUUUUCUCCUAAAUAUAAUUCUUUAGCAACAAAUUCAAUUCAAGCUCGUCAUACAAUGCCAGAUUUAGGUUUCGAUUUGAAUGAAGCCUCAACACCAUGGAGGAAGCAAAAUCAAUUUUCGCUAACUUCUCCACAAAAUAAGUCAAGGUCGUUGGAAAUUAAAAACCAGCUGGAACAUGAGCUAAAACGGCUGGACCAAGCUUUUACGUUUAACUACGAUGAAGACGCAUCUCUAAUACAGUCCGCAAAAUAUAUAAAGCAGGCUGUUGAUAGAAUCGUGUAUGAAAAAGAAAGAAUUAAUCAAGAAGCAAAUAGGUUAUCACAAGGAAGACAGAUAGAAUUAGGAAAUAAUCAAUAUAGAAACAGCAAUUUUGCAAUAGAAGAGCUUAGAUCUAGCUUAAUCCUUUAAUAUUAUUUAGAGUUCAAUUAAUUUUAUUUUUAAUAUAAUUUUUUAUUUAAAUUUUCGGAGAUUUAGAGAAUCAAAAUAAUCAAGCCGCACAAGAAUUAGAAAAAAUAAAAAAAACCCAGCAUCAGCUGAAGAGGUAUGAAUCGAUACUGAAGCAAAAAGAAAAAAACUUAAAGGACCAAGAAAUUCAUCUAAAUUAUGAAAAAGCAAUGGGUGAUAAAGAAAAAAAUGAAAUUAGGCAAGAAAGAGAAAAAUUGAUGCAUGAAAAAGAAGAAAAUCAAAAAACUUUGGCAAUAAUAAAUGAGGAAAAACAAAAACUCAAUAUUCAAAUGACAAAAUUAGAUAACAGAUUUUCAGAAAUUAAGCAGGCUGUAGGAGAUAUUGAAAAGGGGCCAAAAGUCGCUAAAGAAAAUCAAAACGCCCUUAUAGAGCUCGAAAAACAAAAACUCGAAUUUUUAGCAGAGUGCCAAGAAAAAUCUGAAUGGUUUUCAAAAGCAGAAGAAAGCUUGAACGAAAAAGAACAGAUUUUAAAUGCCCAGCAAGAAGAAUUAAAUACCCUCUCACAGUCUUUACAAGUUUUGAAAUCUGAAUUAGAAAAGCAGCAUCAAUCUAUAACUUCACAUCUGGAGUCCCAAAGCAAAGCUAUCCAAAAUGAAGCCAAAGCCUUAGAAACUAUACUCUAAGUCCUUUUUAAAGUCAAUUUAUUUAUUUAUUUUUUAAAAAUUUUCUAUAAUAAUAUUAUAAGGUAUAAACAAAAAGAAAUAGAAAUGACAUUCAAAACGCUCAAUGACGAGCUGAGAAAAGUAGAAAUAAUGAAAAAAAGCUUGGAAGAGCAGAAAAAGUCGAUGGAACAAGAAGAAAAGAAAAUAAAAGAGCAUUAUGUAGAGAAAUUAAAUGAAGCUAUCAAAAUGAAUGAAGAAGCCCAAGAAAAUAUGAAGCUUUUGGCAGAAAAAGAAGUAUUUAUUGAUGAAGUGAUCAAAAAAAUAAAGGAUGAAGAAGAGGAGUUCGAAAAUAGAUGAAAAUAUCUGGAGAAUGUAGAAAUGAUGAAAGAGGAGCUGGAAAAAGUUAGGAUGAUGUAUGAAGAUGCAGAUAAUGAGCUAAGAAAAAGAGAAGAAGAGCAGAAAGAAGCAAUUAAAGAGAUUAAAGAAAGAGAAGAAAAACUGGAUCUUACUCCUGCUUUGUCGAGAAUUUAGUUAAAUAAUCAUAUUUUUUAUAUUAAAAAUUAUUUUUUUAAUUAAAAAGAGCAAAGAAUUAGGCAAGAAGAUCUGCAAAAAAAUAAUAAAAACACCAGAUUAAAUGACAAAGCUGAAGAACUUUAUGAAAGCUUACUCCCCCCCUCCGUGAGUGAACAAAAACAUUGGAAAAAUCGCUAUUUUUUGCCCAAGAAUCCACACUCCGUGAGUGAACAAAAUUGUUUUAAUAGAAAAAUUUUUUAUGGAAAAAAAAUUUGAUAUAUAAGUGAUAAUUAGUAUAAUGAAAUCUCGAGCUAAUUCUGUUUAGUUUUAAACAAAUUGCGUUUUAAAAUAUAAAUUUUACAAAUUAAAAUUAAUAUUUGCUUGAAGUGAGAUUUUUUUUAAAUUUUGAAAAAAAAAAUUUAUAAAAAAUUUAUAUAUAAAUUUUGUUAAAAAAAAAAAUUAAACCCCUCCGUGAGUGGACAAAAUUUUUUUGUUCACUCACGGAGGGGGCGAGCUAGAAGAAAAACUUCAGUUUAUAUUACAAAAAGAGUCUGAGCUUCAAAGGAUGCAAGAAUUUAUUGAAAAAGAUAGAGAAGAUAUCGAUAAAACAGCAGAUCUACUGCAGAAAAUCCAUAGCGAGCUUAGUGAGCAGCGGGAGCUUCAAAGCUUAGAGGAAGAAAAAAUCAAGCAAGACAAGAUAAAAAUUCUAGAAAUGAUUCAAAAAUUAAACGAUGAGACAGCUUCUUUAAGAUUAAAAGAAGAAGAAAUUUUAGAAAGAGAAGAAUUUUUGCAUGCAAAAGAAGUUGAAUUUCAGGAAAGGGAAAACAAAUCUGACAGAGGAAAUAUAGACACUAAUGAAAGCGGAGAGUAUAGUGACCAAAAUGAAGGCUCUGAGCCUGAAGAAAGAACAUCAGUUCUUGAUGAGGAUUCUCAAGAUAUCCAAAGAUCUGAAGCAGUAUAA
Molecule: messenger RNA, 3132 nt
Organism: Blepharisma stoltei
Lineage: Eukaryota; Ciliophora; Heterotrichea; Heterotrichida; Blepharismidae
Source: the annotation of a GenBank genome assembly